UCACUAUUUUGAAAGUUCAAAAAAACUUGACUCUCUCUCUUCACUCACUCUCUUCCCUGUCUUCGACGGUCCUAACGGACCCCCCACAUUCCCACUCUUUAUUGCCCCCGCCGUUGUCACGCUCUCCGUUUUAACUAUCCCCAGCUAACAGAUUUUCUCUUUUCUUUUAAAAGAAAACUUUCUUCAAAAUUUCCUUCUUCUUUUGUUCAAGAUCUGGAUUUUCAGUUCCGUUUCCAUUUUCUUGCUCAUGAGUUGUUUGGAUCCUUCUUCUCUCUUCCUGGCUUGCUUUUUUUAACGGAUUUGCCAUCUAGAUUUCUCCCGCAUUACCUCUCCUUUUUCUUAAGCAAAAUUUUUCUCUGUUGAUUGUAAAAGGAAGAGAAGAGUUUGUUGUUUUGUUAGUUAAAUGAGUGAGAAUGGAGACGUUUUGGCAACGGAGGCCUGAGGUUGCUGAUCGGAGCUGCACUGAGUUACUUCCUUCAACUGCCCCUGCUUCCCUCCGAGGAAACAGGCAGCUUCAACAACAGAGAAAGUUUUCAAAAUUGGCAUCUGAUUCUAGUUCCUGCGGUACUGAUUCUACAGACGAAGAUCAGUUAACAUUUGAGUUGAGUUGGAGAUCUUCAAAACAAUCAACCGGGACCCCAAUGAAGAAGUUGUUAGCGCAAGAGAUGUCCAAAGAAAAUGAAUCUAGAAGACGACAACCAAGUGUUAUUGCAAGGUUGAUGGGGCUUGAUGGGCUGCCACCUCAGCAGCCUGGGCACAAGCAGCAGAAAAGAACUGAGAGUAAAGAGAAAGUUCAAAAGGGUGGCUCAUUUUAUAGUCGACGAUCUUCUAGGAAAAGCUCAAAGGAGGAGCAGGAAUUUAAAGAUGUUUUUGAAGUUUUAGAUGCAUCUAAAGUGGAGACUGGUAGUUACUCUUCUCAGGGGACUGCAAAUUCAAAGCUUUCUGAUGCUGAGGUGGCCUUUGUUCAGCAGAAGUUUAUGGAGGCUAAACGUCUUUCAACGGAUGAAAAGCUUCAGGAUUCUGAGGAAUUCAAUGAUGCCCUUGAGGUGUUAGACUCCAACACUGAUCUUCUGCUGAAAUUCCUUCAGCAACCGGAUUCAUUAUUCACAAAGCAUUUGCAUGAUCUGCAAGGUGCGCAUGAUCUGCAAGGUGCUCAACCCCAAUCCCGCUGUGGUCGUAUAUCAGCUAUGAAGUCCUCACACACUCUGACCAAUGAAAAUGGUCACUUAGGCCGAAGAGCAGGGAGAGAAACUCAAUGUAAACACUGCAGCAAAUCUCCUCAGGGGCAUCGAGAAGAUCUUUUGAGCCACUCUUGUGGGAGAUAUGCUGCUCACAAUCUCCUCAAGUCACCUAAGGUUCAAUUAGAGGAGAAACAGGAGCCAGCUGUUGCGCCCACAAGAAUUGUUGUCUUGAAACCAAAUCUUGGGAAGUCACUGAACUCUAUGAGAACUGCUUCAUCACCUUGUUCUUCUCAUCAUUUUCCAUCCGAUUGCACAGGACAGUCAGAAAUUUUGGGUAUUGAAAAUAGGGAGGCAGAAAUAUGGGGCAAGAAAAAGGUUCACCAAGAUGUUGGGUUUUCAAGGCAUAACUCUAGAGAGUCUAGGGAAAUGGCCAAGGAGAUUACUAGGCGAAUGAAAAAUAGCUUUAGCAACGGUUCAAUGAAAUUUUCAACCUCCAGGUUUAGAGGAUAUGCAGGAGAUGAGAGUUCGUGUGAUGUAUCUGGAUCUGAAUCUGCAAAUGAUUCAGAUGUAACAACAGUGUCUUAUAGAGAUAAUAUUGGCAGGAAUAAGAAACAUAGGAGGUCAUCGUCCCGUUCUAGUGAAUCAUCAGUUAGUAGGGAGGCCAAGAAGAGACUAUCUGAGAGGUGGAAACUAACACACGGGUCUCAAGAGUUGCUUAUGGUUAGUAGGGGCAGCACACUGGGUGAGAUGCUUGCCAUCUCAGAUAGGGAAGUGAGGCCAGCAAAUUCUAGUGGCAUAGUUGGUGAGGAAGGAUGCAGUGAGUUUGGUAAUGAUGUUCGGCGAGCAGUAUGGAAAGAACCUUUAGGCAUUAGCAGUAGGGAUGGUUGGAAGAAUGAAUGUCUUGGUAAUCUUUCAAGAUCACGAUCUGUUCCUGCUUCUUCUACUGACUUUGGAAGUCCUAGAAUAAACACACGCCAUGAAAGUCUUCGCAGGGACAAGUAUGUGAUUCCAAAAGAGGGUUUCAAGUGGGACAGAAACAAGGCAGUAAAAGGCAAUUUCAGUCCGUGGGUAGCUCCAUUGCCUAGCAACCAAAGAUCCUGUACUAAGAAAUCUCAAUUUCUUAGUACUUGCAGUAGUAACAAUGAAAAUAGUGACACUUCACCAGAAUUUCAUAUCACGCCAUAUCAAGUAAAGCAAACUUUAGAAGGGCACGAUCAACCUGAACAGAGCCCUAUGGUCUCAGGGGCAUCUAGUACUUCUGUGGAUGCAAGUUCAGUUCUUGAAAAUGCAGUGGAUGUCAAUGAUCAGAAUAAGGUUGUGCUUUCUGAACCUUCUCAAAUGGAAUUAUCAGCUUCUGCUUCAAUGAAUGGUGAUUGUUCUACUGGUGACCUCGAUAAUUUGGAAUCCCAGGAAUCAUCAGAUGGACCAUCUAAGCAAGCCACAUUGCAUUGCCCUGUGUCAGAACUAGAAUCUCGAGCAAGCUCGAAGGAGGCAGAUCAACCCAGUCCAGUUUCAGUUAUAGAGGCUCCUUUUACAGAUGAUUUAUCAUCUGGUUCUGAAUGCUUUGAGAGUAUUAGUGCUGAUCUCCAUGGGCUUCGGAUGCAACUUCAACUAUUAAAACUAGAAUCUGAGGCAUAUGAAGAGGGAACUAUGCUUAUUUCAAGUGAUGAUGAUGUUGAUGAAGUAUCUGUUGGGUUUGCUGAGGACAAGGGGAUGCCAAGGGCUGAAGAGAAUUGGGAGUCUGAAUACAUAGUUGAUGUCUUGGUCAAUUCUGGAAUUAAUGGAGCCGACCUGGAUACAUUCUUAGCAACAUGGCAUUCUCCAGAAUGUCCGGUGAAUCCGUCUGUAUUUGAAGAACUCGAGAAAAAAUACUGUAAUCUAAAUUCUUGGUCACGGGCUGAAAGGAGGUUGAUGUUCGAUAGGAUUAAUUCAAAGCUACUGGAGACCUAUCAGCAAUUUAUUGACCAACACCCAUGGGUGAAAUCUGCAAGAAAAAUCAUUCCGAAGUGGAACAUAGGAGAGCUCGAAGAUAGCCUGCGCAAGUCUCUGGUAAGCCAAAACAAAAAACUGCACAUGGAUGCCGAGGAGAUGGUGCUUGCAGGGGAAUCUCAAUGGUUAUACUUGAGGGAGGAUAUUGAUGUAAUAGGUGGGGAAAUGGAACGACUGUUGGUAGAUGAACUAGUAGCUGAGGUAAGUGGCAGGGGGUAGCCAGAUGCUUUUGGUUUAGAAAGUUCACCAUAUACAAAUGACUGUAUAAAUAAGUUCUAAAUCUUUACACCGGCAAGAAUCUAUCAAAAUGCAGAGUAUCAAACAUUAGCCCAACCAUUUUCCACCAUUUCUGUCGAGAUGUAUAAAGAUCUGAAUUUGAGAAUCUA
Messenger RNA from Theobroma cacao (cacao), 3556 nucleotides. It is a transcript of the gene TRM19, whose product is annotated as afadin. The record is from RefSeq and is a predicted model, not a curated record. NCBI's taxonomy places the organism in Eukaryota, Viridiplantae, Streptophyta, Magnoliopsida, Malvales, Malvaceae.